Molecule: messenger RNA, 210 nt
Organism: Parnassius mnemosyne (clouded apollo)
Lineage: Eukaryota; Metazoa; Arthropoda; Insecta; Lepidoptera; Papilionidae
Source: the annotation of a GenBank genome assembly
AUGACAUCUCAACGUCGUAAAGAAUUUACGAUUGAGGAGAAAGGUACAAUAAUAUGCAGAUUAGAAAAUGGAGAAUCCAACUCAUCUCUCGCGAGGGAAUUUGGGGAUGGUCAUUCGACGAUGUCAAUGAUUUUCAAAAACAAUAACCAGAUUAAGGAAUCGUUCAAUUCAAACGUUUUGAAACCGAAGAGGCUUCGAAAAUCGCGAUAG